AAAGAAAAACAUUUAAAUUGAUAUUUAAAAAAAUAAAAUGAAUAUGGAAUGAUGUUGUAACAAGUAGAAUAUGAAUAAAAAUCAUAGAAUGUGCAAAAAUAAUCAUCUAAAAGUUCUCCUGCUUCGCAAAAGAACUUUUGGGAGAAAUUGCGAUGCAAUUUUUCAGUUGACAAUUGACAGCGUUGACUGUGCUGAAACCUAUCUUCAGCUUGACGAAAAAUCUUAGCCUGUUCCUCCAACAGGAAGACUGCGAUUUGAGCCAAUGCGUCAGUUACGCGAACGAUGUGCACCAGAAACCAUUGAUGAUGAGCUGACAGUUCCUCGACGAGUAGGACGUCAGAAAAAUCGGGACAACUACGAAGGGAGUAUUGACGAUUACUAUCGUCGAUCAAUUUACAUUCCGUUCUUGGACAAAUACUCAGAACAGCUCGAGUCGAGAUUUUUGGAACAUAGGAAUAUUCUCUCCAGGAUACAAAACAUCAUUCCGGAGAAAUGUGCGGACAUUGAUGUGUCUGAAUUACACGAUACUGUUCAAGCCUUGAAAGAAGAAUGGCCAAAUGACAUCCCUGUAUUCACCGAAGAAUUCGAAGCAGAAAUUGAGUUGUGGAAAAGAAAAUGUUCAAAUCUUUCCAAAGAGAAGCCCAUAAAAACAUUCAUCGAAGCUUUGGACGUUUGCGAUGAAACAUUCUAUCCAACGGUAUACCGAUUUCUUCAGAUCGGUGCAACACUGCCAGUAACAGUGGCUUCGAGCGAACGGUCGAAGGUACACUACGGUACACUACGAAGGUACACUACGAAGAUUGAAGACAUAUUUACGCAAUAAGACUGGAGAGCAAAGAUUGAAUGGAUUGGUGCUUCUGAACAUUCACCGGGAUCUGGAAGUAACCUCUGACGCAAUAUUGAGUAUAAUGGCCCAAAAACCAAGAAAGAUCGAUAUUACAUUGUGAAAUAUUCAUGAAUAAAUUAUAAAAAUUCACAUUCAAAAUUAACUUACCUAACCCUCCCCAAAAAUAUUUCCUGCGUGCGCCCCUGGCUCAGAUGGUUGAUUCGUCAUGACUUCAGGUAGUUUAUACGCCACUACUUAUGUUUUAAAAUUAGUGGUUAAAGAAAACAUAUAAGUGAACACCUAAAAUGUCAAGUACUAGAUAAUAUUAAUAAAACGCUAAGUCCAAGCACAUAAGUUCUUAAUAACAACUGCAAAAGAGCUUACAUAACCGCAUUGAGUACACCGUGCACCGGAUGCAAUAUGAUGCCGUGGCACCA
Molecule: messenger RNA, 1263 nt
Organism: Drosophila ananassae
Lineage: Eukaryota; Metazoa; Arthropoda; Insecta; Diptera; Drosophilidae
Exons: 2
Coding region: 263-823 (186 amino acids)
Source: RefSeq, a predicted model, not a curated record